CUGGCAGCGGCAGCCUUGGCAGGAAAUUGGGGCUGGGCUGGGCCCCUGCGCUGCGCGAUCACAUCCCAGUCCCAGUCCCCACCGAGCGAUCCCUGGUCCGGGCCAUGGACGCAGCAGAGCCGGGGCUACCCCCGGCUCCUGAAAGCAGGAAGAGGUACAGUGAUAUCUUCCGGAGCCUGGACAACCUUGAGAUCUCACUGGAGAAUGUGACCCAUGAGACGCUGGCUGCAGACCCUGUGCUUUCAGAAGACCCAGAGCCUGACAAGACCCCCACAGCCACUGUGACCAGUGAAACCAGCCAUUUGAAUGACCCCUCCCCGGAGGGUCCUGCACCCCUUACAGGGGAGGAACUGGACUUGCGGCUCAUUCGAACCAAGGGGGGUGUGGAUGCAGCCCUGGAGUAUGCCAAGACCUGGAGCCGCUAUGCCAAGGAGCUACUGUCCUGGACCGAAAAGAGAGCCAGCCUCGAGCUGGAGUUUGCCAAAAGCAUCAUGAAGAUCGCUGAGACUGGCAAGGUGUCAAUCCACCAGCAGAACCACAUGCCCCUGCAGUACAUCUAUACCCUGUUUCUGGAGCAUGACCUCAGCCUAGGAGCCCUGGCUGUGGAGACAGUGGCCCAACAGAAAAGAGACUACUACCAGCCCCUGGCUGCCAAGCGGACUGAGAUUGAGAAGUGGCGGAAGGAGUUCAAGGAGCAGUGGAUGAAAGAGCAGAAGCGUAUGAACGAGGCUGUGCAGGCGCUACGGCGGGCCCAGCUACAGUAUGCACAACGCAGCGAGGAUCUGCGGGUGCGCUCCCAGGCAUCCCCGGAGGACCAAACCCCCCAGGCCUCGCCGGGACCCAGCAAACAGCAGGAGCGGCGGCGGCGUUCGCGUGAGGAGGCCCAGGCCAAGGCGCAGGAGGCUGAGGCCCUGUACCAGGCCUGCGUCCGCGAGGCCAACGCAAAGCAGCAGGACUUAGAGGCUGCCAAGCAGCGGAUUGUGUCCCACAUACGCAAGCUGGUGCUGCAGGGGGACGAAGUGAUGAGGCGGGUGACCCUGGGACUGUUCAGGCUGCGGGAGGCACAAGCAGAGCGUGGUCCCCGUGCCUUUGCCGCACUGGCGGAGUGCUGUGCACCCUUCGUACCCGGUCAGCGCUACCAGGAGUUCGUGAGGGCACUGCGGCCUGAGGCCCCCCCGCCCCCACCACCUGCCUUCUCUUUCCAGGAGUUUGUGCCUGCCCCGCACAGCUCCCCUCUAGACACAAGAAAAAAGCUCUCUGGUCCCCCACCUCCACGGCUGGAUGAGAGUGCAGCUGAGCCUUGGGAGGACACAGGCACAGGCUGGCAGGGGACGCCGGGCCCCCUUCCAGGCAGCGAUGUGGACAGCGUGGGCGGAGGCAGCGAGUCUCGGUCCCUGGACUCUCCUACUUCCAGCCCAGGUCUUGGCACAAGGCGGCUGGUGAAGGUCUCGUCCACAGGCACCGAGUCCUCGGAUGAUUUUGAGGAGCGAGACCCUGCAGACCUGGGAGAUGGGCUCGAGAAUGGGUCAGGCAGCCCCUUCAGGAAGUGGACACUGUCCAGCGCGGCCCAGACCCACCGGCUGCGGCGGCUGAGGGGUCCAGCCAAGUGCCGGGAGUGUGAGGCCUUCAUGGUCAGCGGGACCGAGUGCGAGGAGUGCUUUCUGACCUGCCACAAGCGCUGCCUCGAGACUCUGCUGAUCCUGUGUGGACACAGGCGGCUCCCAGCCCGGACACCCCUUUUUGGGGUUGACUUCCUGCAGCUGCCCAGGGACUUCCCGGAGGAGGUGCCCUUUGUAGUCACGAGGUGCACGGCCGAGAUAGAACAGCGCGCCCUGGGUGUGCAGGGCAUUUAUCGAGUCAGUGGGUCCCGGGUCCGUGUGGAACGACUGUGCCAAGCUUUCGAGAACGGCCGAGCGUUGGUGGACCUGUCGGGAAACUCACCUCAUGAUGUCUCAUGUGUCCUCAAGCGAUUCCUCCAGGAGCUCACUGACCCCGUGGUCCCCUUCCACUUCUACGAUGCCUUCAUCUCUCUGGCUAAGACCCUCCUGCAUGCAGACCCUGAGCACAACCCUGGGACCCCCAACCCCAGCCCUGAGGUUAUCCGCUUGCUGAAGACCCUCUUGGUGCAGCUGCCUGACUCUAACUACAACACUCUGCGGCACUUGGUGGCCCAUCUCUUCAGAGUGGCUGCACAGUUUGAGGAAAACAAGAUGUCUGCCAACAACUUGGGCAUUGUGUUUGGGCCAACACUGCUGCGGCCACCGGACAGUCCUGGGGCAGCUGGCACCAGCUCUGUUACUUACCUCCUGGACUCUGGGCACCAGGCCCAGCUUGUCGAGUUCCUUAUCAAGCACUACGAGCAGAUCUUCGGGAUGGACGAGCUCCCCAUGGCCACGGAGCCUCCGCCUCAAGACCCUAGCCCAGCCCCCGAGUCCCUCACAACCAGCCCCCAGCAACCACCCCCAUACCUUGCCCCGGAUCACCUGCCCCCAGCCCUAGCCUCAGACCCUGACCCAGACGCUGAGACCCACUGUGCCCUGGAGAAGCAUCCCGAGGCCACGCCCCCCGAGAUUCCAGCCCCACAUAGUGACUUGAGAGAGGAAGUGGCUGAAGACACCAAUGAUGAGCGAGGGGAAGUGUCCAGCCAAGGCCCCGAGGACUCACUCCUGGGGACACAGUCUCGUGGCCACUUCAGUCGCCAGCCAGUGAAGUAUUCCCGGGGGGGUGUGCGGCCUGUCACCCACCAGCUGUCCAGCUUGGCCCUGGUUGCUUCCAAAUUGUGUGAGGAGACCCCUGUCAUACAAGGGCUCCAAGGGAGCUUGCGGAGGAGGGGGCCCGGCCCUACUGUUGUCUCCUCCGAGGGCAGCCCCCUGCGCCGCGCCCCGCUGCCCAAGCAUUUUGAGAUCACCCAGGAAACAGCCCGACUACUCUCCAAGUUGCACAGUGAGGCUGUGCCCAAGGCCACCUGCUGCCCAGACCCCCAACCUGAGGAAGCUGAGGACCAUCUCUGACCAUCCCAGCAUUCUAACCAAGCAGCUCAGGACUGAGAAGAUGGACACAUUUCUCCCUAGAAGUUCAAUGUUAGGGGGUCUGGAGAGUUCCUAUAAGUAAAAACUACACGCCUGGAGGAAGACUAAAACCCUUUUGGGGGCAAUGUACCAGGAUUCCCCCACCAGACACAGGUCGCUGCCAAACAUCAGGGCCACUCAGGUUCAGAGGUCACUCAGGGUCAAUACUCAGUUUCAAUAAAGGUCACAAGAUCCUUGGGAUCCAUCCUAGUCUCAGACCUCUGGAACAGGGGUGCCUUUUGCUACUUUGGUUGCGGCCACUUCCCACUUCCCCACCUCCACCUGCCUCCUUAGCUGACCCCAAGUGACCAGCUCUUGGAGGGGUAGAGGGACAGCCCAGACAAAACAUACCGUAUGGUGGUGCCUGGGGUCUGAUAGCCUCUGAAUAAAA
Molecule: messenger RNA, 3459 nt
Organism: Hipposideros armiger (great roundleaf bat)
Lineage: Eukaryota; Metazoa; Chordata; Mammalia; Chiroptera; Hipposideridae
Gene: GMIP
Product: GEM interacting protein
Exons: 21
Coding region: 105-3011 (968 amino acids)
Biological process (GO): activation of GTPase activity; negative regulation of GTPase activity; signal transduction
Cellular component (GO): plasma membrane
Molecular function (GO): GTPase activator activity
Source: RefSeq, a predicted model, not a curated record